CACGCAGCCAUCUGACCGUGUGUUGUCAGAGAAGCAGCAGCUCAGCAUCUCAGCCACAAGUGGACCUCCUGAACCGCCCGGCGCUGCGACCUCAGUACGGCUCUCUGAAACAUGAACAGGCCGCCGAGGCUGCUCCUGUAACCGACGCCAGCUCCAACGUCCCCCCGGUGGAUUAAACCUGUCGCCUCCGUAACGCUGGAUACUUUUCAAGGUGUCACAGUGUCCACCUGCGGUAUCGCUUGUUUUAGGCCUCAAGCGAUGCCUCGGUCCACAGUUGAGCUGUGAACCCGCCAAAACAUUACCUCCACCCGGCGGCGCGUCGCCGAGGGAGCCGCAGCGGAGCUACGGAGAGAGAGAGAGAGAGAGAGAGAGCGCAGAGGUUCCCCUCCUGUGUGAAAGGGCUCCUCUACAGAAAUGCACCCACCACCUCGACAGGACUAUGUAUCCCUGAGCCUUGCUGGACAAGGAGGUGGAGGUUACAACAACAGUAAGCAGUGGAGGAGACAGUCCUGCUGGAGGAAAUGGAAGCAGCUGUCCAGGCUGCAGCGGAGCCUCAUCCUCUUCAUCCUUGUCCUUAUGUUUAUCUGUGGGAUGGCCACCUAUCCUACCGUCACUGAACACCUCAGAGGCCUUCCAGAUGCGGAGCACGACAUUGACAGUAACAGCGUCCUGAGGCCUGCCAUCCCUCAUGUGCUGCCUGAGCCUGUCAAACAGGGCCGCCCACCACUGCCAGAACAACCUUCCCAGAGGAAAUUAUCCAAUAAGAGAGGACCACCCGUCCUCCAGAAUCGCCUUCAGAGGAAAGGAAACACUUCAGAUACAGUGGUGGUGGACAAGGCGGCUGACAGCAAGAAAGAAGGGGAGGAGGAGCCAAUUAUCAGCUGGCGUGGAGCAGUGAUCGACACUGAACAGGUCACAGAGGGCACCAAGGAUGGGGAAAAGGAGGAUUCACCUACCAACCAAGAAGCCAUAAUAUCCAAAGAGUCAGAAACUAGCCGGCUGGAGACGGUGCGGGAAUCUUUCAGACAUGCAUGGAAGGGCUAUAAAGAUUUUGCCUGGGGCCAUGAUGAGCUUAGGCCCAUCUCCAAGUCCUACGGCGAGUGGUUUGGCCUUGGUUUGACGCUUAUUGAUGCCCUGGAUACCAUGUGGAUCCUGGGGCUUAAAGAAGAAUUUGAAGAAGCAAGGACGUGGGUGGCCACAGAGCUGACCUUCAACAAGAAUGUGGAUGUCAACCUGUUUGAGAGCACCAUUCGCAUCUUGGGAGGUCUGCUGAGCACCUACCAUCUAACUGGAGACACCCUGUUCUUAGACAAAGCUAAAGACAUCGGCUCCAGGCUGAUGCCUGCCUUCAACACCCCGUCCAAGAUCCCCUACUCUGAUGUGAACAUCGGGAAAGGUACAGCCCACCCCCCUCGCUGGACCUCAGACAGCACAGUGGCUGAGGUUACAAGCAUCCAGCUGGAGUUCAGAGAGCUCAGCCGCCUCACCCAGGAUCCCCAGUACGAGGCUGCGGUGGCCGAGGUUAUGAAUCAGGUCCACAAGCUGGACGGCAAGCUGGACGGUCUCGUUCCCAUGUUCAUCAACACAAACAAUGGACAGUUCACCCAUCAAGGCAUCUACACACUUGGAGCCAGAGCAGACAGCUACUAUGAAUACCUCCUGAAGCAGUGGAUCCAGGGAGGCAAGAAGGACAACCAGCUCUUGGAGGACUAUCUGCAAGCUAUCGAAGGUAUUAAGAAGAACAUGUUGCAGAAGUCUUCUCCUAAUGGCCUUACUUUUGUAGGAGAGGUCUCACACGGACAGUUCAGCACUAAAAUGGACCAUCUAGUGUGUUUCCUGCCAGGCACUCUGGCCCUUGGUGCUCACAACGGCCUGCCUGCUGAUCAUAUGGAUCUGGCUAAAGAGCUGAUGGAGACCUGCUACCAGAUGUACGCGCAGAUGGAGACGGGCCUCAGUCCAGAGAUUGUCCACUUCAAUAUGCAUCAGGGCAGCAUCCGAGACAUUGAUGUGAAACUUGCUGAUAGACACAACCUCCUGCGACCAGAGACCGUGGAGAGUCUCUUCUACCUUUACAGGUUUACCAAGGACCUCAAGUACCAGCAGUGGGGCUGGGAGAUUCUUAAAAACUUUAACAAGUACACUAAGGUUUCCUCUGGUGGCUAUACCUCCAUCAAUAAUGUGCGCGACCCAGACUACCCGAGUCCUCAAGACAAGAUGGAGAGCUUCUUCCUCGGAGAGACCCUGAAAUAUCUGUACCUGCUCUUCUCAGAUGACCCCGACCUCAUCAGCUUAGACCAGUAUGUCUUCAACACUGAAGCUCAUCCUCUGCCUAUUUGGCCUUCCACUGCGUGACCCACACAGAGAAGAACUCAAAUGACUGGUAUAAACACAACAAAUUAUCUCAGGGUUGGUCAAACACCAAGAUGAUAGCUACAUCCCUUCUGUCUCAGUGAGUGACCUCUGCCAAAACCACCCUGAACACAGAUGGAAAAAGCCUCUUUUCUAAUUGGAUCUAUUGUUUGCUAUGUGCUAACAGUCUUGGUGAAAUAACAGGAGCCUGGUCCAGUGUGUAGCUUAUUUAUAAAAAAAAAUCUUUAGGAUUUCUGUUAGUGACAGAGUGUUUUCUGUAGGAGAGGAGGAAGGUUUCUGUUCUCUCUCUCUCAGAUAACGUCAGCACUGGUCGUGAGUGUGACUUGAACUGAAGCCUUCUUGUUAUGGGGGAAGGUGGAGUGUCAGGUUGGACUGAUACAGAUGUUUGAAUUGAUAUUUUCCGAUUGUCAAGAAUGUUCAAUUUCUAACAAAAAUCACCAUUUUUAUUCCAGAGAAAAUCCUCCAACACGUUCAUGUCUUAAUUUGUAGCCCUGCAUUGUAUUAUUACAAUGGAGAUGUUUCUGAAACAGAAUGUAAUCCAUUGUGACACAAAGCCAGUGUCUGGUGGUCUUACCUCAGUGCGAGGUGUGAAAGCAGCUAAAAGGUUCCCUGACAGCAGCCGCCAGCUGUGGGAACUGAAACCAACCGCUGCCUGCUGCACCGAGAACCUGACUGCUCUGCCCACAUGUUUGCACAUGGGUGCCAGCCUUGCAGGGAUCUGAGGAACAAGCUAAUUCCUCAUCACACUGUAUAUAGUCUUCAAGUGCUCUGGCUAGAACGAUUCUUCCUGAACAGGGCAGAGCGUGCCAACAGGCUGUUAACACAUUUAUACCUGCAUUAAAAUGUGAUUAUCAUCAGAUUGUCCAAAUCACCUCCAGAGGUCAAGGACGUAUUGGGAUUGAACAUUGAACACAAGUAUAAUCAAACCAGUGAAGUAGCAGCUACACAGCUAGCAGCCAUUAGCCAGUAAACACAGGAAGCAGUCCUCACAUUACUCAAGGCACCUGUGGAUGGAGAGAAGACGAGAUCGAAAAGCAAGACAACACAAUUACGGCUUCACUGAUGGCUGCCAUCUUCUUCUUCUUCUUCUCCUCUUUCUGGUUUUUUCAUGGAUCUGUUCAUACAAGAGGAUUGUGAGCUGAACAGAGCGAUCAGACACCCAUCAAUACAAGCUGAAAAUCAGGUUAAAAUCAUACCUACAUAUAAUCGUGAUACAAGACACAUUUUAAUGCCAGGUGUAAAAGGAGUCUGUGUGUCUGCUGUUCCGUGCUGCAUUCAUGUCAUACAGGAUAUGGUGGGAUUUUACAGCACAAAAAUCCCACUCACUAACCUCAGGUCAAGAAGACGUUGCUUGGAAAGUGCUAAUUGAUUAAUGGAUUACUCGGACCAGUCAUGGGCAGCUACAAACGUUUACUGUAGGGUUAUGGGCAUAUGAUUUAGUAAAAUAUCCGUUUGUCAUUUGGAAACAGCAUGUAUGAAACGUCAAAGUAUUCAUGACUCUGUUCAAAAGUAGAUAUACAAACCAAAAUGAGUUUUUAUCCCCCGGCCACCCAAAAUGUGUCUUCAUGACCUAUACAAAAACCAUGUAGCAGCUUUUCCUCCCACAUGACAUGAAUGCAGCAUUCUUCUCUGCAUGGGACACAGACAAACGUAUUCCAGCUGUUGCCAGGCAGCAGAUCUACUUCUGAACUGUGAAGCUUUUGUUUUAUGAGCGUAGUCGUGGGUUCUGAGCAUUGAUUUGUUUAUUUCUUUGUGGGUUUUUUUAAUGUGUCUCGAGCAGUUGCUCUUCUCGCUGAAUGUUCCAUUUCAUUCUUUUGUCAUUUUCCUCUGUAAGGCUUUAGUAUUUGUGUUUCUGACCCGUUAGAUUUUAAAUAUAAAUUUAGCAUAAUAUAUUGAUUUCUAGUGUAUAUUUAAAGUUGUAAUUGCAGCUAUCUAAAUACAGUGAGCUGGGAUUGUGAGUGUUUUGUUCAGUUUUUGUUGUAGUGGCCACAGCAGUUUGCAGUCCUUCCUACCAAUUCCACUAGUUUACAUCAUAGCUCCACUUGUAGUUGUUACUUUUAAAAACUUUGAAUUGAGACCAAACUCAUUUUGUUUAUUCUGUUAUUUUCCUCACGUGUGCCUUUAAUGUUGCUUCAGACAACAUUCAAAAGACCAACUGUUAGCUGUCUGUGAACGUGCAUUUCUAUUCAUCCCAGCUAUUUUUUACUUGUUGCUGACUUACAACAGUGUGUGGUCAUUGCGAUUGGGGAUCAUUUUUACAGUAGGAUUGAGGAUUGAUAUUUUUCCCUGAAAUCAAUCAUUAGGUUUACAUGAUGCUGAUCUCUCCCAGUGUGUAUUUAAACCCUAUUGACAAGGGCUCUGCGUGAUCCCUCCCUGGAUGUGUUUCAGCAUAAAACCUGAGCCAAAGACAUGCUGGAGAUAUCGUCACCCCCGGCGUUUGGUUUUGUUCUUAUCGAUGAAAAGCCAUUUUCUCCAAAGCCACAUCUUUCAGGAAAAACUAACAAAGGAGAUAUUUUCAGUGCUUUUGAUAACAGUGUCACUGGUGUGGCUUUUGAAGACUGAUGCCACUAUUUUUAGACUAAAGUCACUGACGACUGAUAUAUUAUAUCUAUAUUAGUUGUGGCCACCAAACAGACUGCUUUUAACAGCAGGCUACACACGCCACAGCUGUACAGUUGUUAGACUUGUCAAGUAUUCAUCAGUUUCUCAUUAUUAGAUCAUUUACAGUGGUAUCACCACAAAGCACAUUAAAGUGUAUUUUACCAGAGUGGGAAGAUUAAAAGCUAAUUUAAAGCAUCAUAUAAAGUACAAGAACAGGACAGCUCUGAGGCAGGUUUUACAAGAGUUGUUGGUACAGUUGGAGUUAGGAGGCCCAAAUACUCACUGUGUGCACAUACACUCAAUGUUUUGUCAUAUGUAUAAACAAUCUCUGGUUAUAGAGUGAGGUCGAUAUGAUUGGUAAAUACUCUCAUAGACAAACACGAUGAAUGUGUAAUUGCAGAAAUUGUCUGAGUUACACAUGUUGCAGACCCACAUGUUCACAUUAUGUCAGACUUACUGUAAAUAGAAGCCCGUGGACCUAACUGUAUUCGUCACAGACACUUUCUGCCCCAGUUUACCUGCAGGCUUGAAAGACGACUACACGUUUGUAGGUUCGGUCAUCACAGAGCGACUGCUACUUUUAUUCAUUUCACAACAGAGGUUCUAGUUUGUCUUUUUUAUAUACAGUCUAUGAGUUUAUCCAAAAUAGCCAAAACAUGACUAAAUACAUAUCUGCUGGCAGAGGUUCGAAGAUGCUCCACGCUGACUACACCCGUUUUCAUUGUUUGAAAAGUAGCAAUUGGAAUCCAUUUAUUCCAAGACCUCCUCACGGUCACUGUCCCCUGAGUGUUGUGUGUCCUCUGUCUGUCUGAAGUGUGACCUCUGCCAAUGCUGUGAGAUGGGAUCUUACAUAGAAAUGUGGAAAACGUGGAAGAGCUUUGUUCUGACGGAGGGGCGGCAGUAUUGGUUGUUUUUCUUCCAUUUCAAACCUUACACAAUGUAUUGUUGAUGUCACUUGGUGUAAAAUAAAAGCUGGAUCUGCAUUAAUUCUGUGCAAAAAAAAUGAAAAUUAAAAAGAUUUUAUUGAACAGAAA
Hippoglossus stenolepis (Pacific halibut) is the source of this 6005-nucleotide messenger RNA. RefSeq names its product mannosidase, alpha, class 1B, member 1b (gene man1b1b). The record is from RefSeq and is a predicted model, not a curated record. Gene Ontology annotation, biological process: N-glycan processing; carbohydrate metabolic process. Lineage: Eukaryota; Metazoa; Chordata; Actinopteri; Pleuronectiformes; Pleuronectidae. Gene Ontology annotation, cellular component: membrane; endoplasmic reticulum. The transcript has 15 exons. Gene Ontology annotation, molecular function: mannosyl-oligosaccharide 1,2-alpha-mannosidase activity; calcium ion binding. The coding region runs from base 415 to 2352 and encodes 645 amino acids.